Molecule: messenger RNA, 996 nt
Organism: Parascedosporium putredinis
Lineage: Eukaryota; Fungi; Ascomycota; Sordariomycetes; Microascales; Microascaceae
Source: the annotation of a GenBank genome assembly
AUGAGGGAGUUCAUGGUCCACGUCCAGAACGCUUUUUACAACGCGACAGGAUGGAGCCAGGACAAUUCAUACUCAACCCUCAAUUCUACUGCGCAUGAGCUCCUCUGCUUUCCGACACCACAGGGACUUCGAUUAAGCCUCUCCUCACUCGCCACGCCUCACUUUGCGACAUCAUACCAGCUCGGUUCCAUCGGAAUAGUUGACGGCUCCGUGUCCUACCUUUACUCAUCCGCGCCUCUCAAAGACCACUUCGAUCCGCAGUCCGAAAGCCUACCCCUUCCAAUCUUAUGCCGUGGCUAUAGAUCACUACAACAGCUCCCCAGACGCGACCCUGUCCAGGCUCUUCAACCAAUUUCCUUGCUGGAGGCGCUCGUGAUCAAGAGGUUCUCUUCGGGACUACAACUCCAGCUCAGGGCCGUAUCAUCCAAGAGUCUGAGGAACGGUGGUUCUCUUCUCGGUCUCGCGCAAUACGACGUGGGUAAAUUCUCUGUCGAAGGUCUAGCAUCUUCCGAUGGACGACACUGUAGCCUCGCCACGAUGCUCGACUUCAACGUUUACAGCUACGAAAGCAAUUGGUCCGUCGGAAUGGAGCUCUGGCGAAAGGAGUUCCUCCGGCGCGUUGAAGAUCCCGCAGCACAGCUCGAGGCGCCGCUCUCUACGACACACAGCCUGGUUACCACCGACCCCGCGGUAGUUAAAGCGUGGAGUCGGAGCAUGCAGGCCAAGUUGGAGUGGCGGUUGGACGAGCCCGCGGCGCAUGCGCCCACUUCCCUAGGAAACCAAAAAGAGGUGUUGUCGAGAACGGAAACCGCUGGCGGUAAGGAAGAGGAUUAUAGUGGGGUGAUCAAAGCGCGAAUCAGCCAGAACUCGACGAUAGGGAUUCUCUGGGAGGGAAGGGUAAAGGCGUUGAUUUAUAGCAUCGGGAGCGGGAUCGACCUACACAGGCCAGAUCAGCCCUUCAGGACUCUUGGAUUAGAAGUUCAGUACUCCUCGUAA